CCCGCCCCUGUCUGGUGGUUAGGGAACGGACUAUGAUGUAGCGUUGAUUCCGCUUUGGCAUGUGUAAGAGUUGCACUGGGACAGAUGACGUCUUCUCAUAUACCCAGGGUUUCUUUUCUUUCUGAUCAUAUUUUGCGAUUGCAACGGGAGACGAUGACACGGACUUGCAUGAGGGAUGAAUUUGAUUUCCAGCAUGGAACGAACUUACUUAUAUAUCCUUUGCUAUUUUGUUUCUUUAUUUGCAUCAUCAUCAACCAUACCUAUUUGAGCAAGACAUGUUGACAUGGAAUGGGCUGGCUGGCUGGGCCAUUGAUUUA
Aspergillus eucalypticola CBS 122712 is the source of this 317-nucleotide messenger RNA. RefSeq lists its product as uncharacterized. Lineage: Eukaryota; Fungi; Ascomycota; Eurotiomycetes; Eurotiales; Aspergillaceae. Bases 85 to 282 code for a protein of 65 amino acids. The transcript has a single exon. The record is from RefSeq and is a predicted model, not a curated record.